Messenger RNA from Pyricularia pennisetigena, 984 nucleotides. RefSeq lists its product as uncharacterized. Gene Ontology annotation, cellular component: nucleus; cytoplasm. Lineage: Eukaryota; Fungi; Ascomycota; Sordariomycetes; Magnaporthales; Pyriculariaceae. Bases 1 to 984 code for a protein of 327 amino acids. The record is from RefSeq and is a predicted model, not a curated record. Gene Ontology annotation, biological process: UDP biosynthetic process; CDP biosynthetic process; 'de novo' pyrimidine nucleobase biosynthetic process. Gene Ontology annotation, molecular function: ATP binding; UMP kinase activity. The transcript is spliced from 2 exons.
AUGGCGUCGAUGCAGCGGUCAUGCUGGCGGCAGCUGGCGCGGGCGCACGUUGCAGCCCCGUCGCAGAGGAGAGCAGCCUUCUCAGCGGCCAGCUCCAUCACCAAAGCACCACGGACCCAUUCUGCGGCGAGGUCCAGCAUUCCGAGACGUUUCUACAGCUCCCAGCAGACGCCGCCGCCUCCACCUCCCCCUCCUCCGCCAAAGCAGGACAAGAUCAAGUUCUGGCCAUUUAUGGUCAUCAUUGGUCUGGCAACAACCGCGUGGAUCGGCCUGGUUAAUCAGAGGAAGGACAUGCCUGGUGUUCCACCGCAACAACAGGUCGGUCUCGGCGGCCGUCUCCCCGCCCCGGCGAAACCCACACCUACAUUUUCCGCCGACGACGUCACGGUCGUCUUCGUCCUCGGCGGGCCGGGCGCCGGCAAGGGCACCCAGUGCGCCCAACUUGUCGAGCGCUAUGGCUUCACCCACCUCUCCGCGGGCGACCUGCUGCGCGCGGAGCAGGAGCGGCCUGGGUCACAGUUCGGUGAGCUGAUCAAGGACUGCAUCCGAAACGGCGCCAUCGUGCCCAUGGAGGUGACGGUGCAGCUGCUCGAGAAUGCCAUGACCGAGGUCGUCGAGGAAAACAAGAAGAAGAACAAGAACUCUAAGGCCAAGUUUUUGAUCGACGGCUUCCCUCGCAAGAUGGACCAGGCCCUCAAGUUCGAGGAGACCGUCUGUCCUGCCAAGUUUGUCCUCUUCUACGACUGCCCCGAGGCCGAGAUGGAGCGCCGCCUCCUCGAGCGCGGCAAGACGAGCGGUCGCGCCGACGACAAUGCCGAGAGCAUCCGAAAGCGCUUCCGUACUUUCAUCGAGACCAGCAUGCCCGUGGUCGACCACUACGAGAAGGAGAACCGUGUCGUCAAGAUCGAUGCCACACCGCCUCCUGACCAGGUCAGCAAGGAGACCCAGAAGCAGAUUGAAAGCCGCCUGGGCUCCAACUUCUAA